Molecule: messenger RNA, 1796 nt
Organism: Echinops telfairi (small Madagascar hedgehog)
Lineage: Eukaryota; Metazoa; Chordata; Mammalia; Afrosoricida; Tenrecidae
Gene: CDIP1
Product: cell death inducing p53 target 1
Exons: 6
Coding region: 211-837 (208 amino acids)
Biological process (GO): tumor necrosis factor-mediated signaling pathway; intrinsic apoptotic signaling pathway in response to DNA damage by p53 class mediator
Molecular function (GO): zinc ion binding
Source: RefSeq, a predicted model, not a curated record
GGAGGCUGUUCCUGUCGUUGUGGCGACGGUUGCGGGUGUUGUGCAGACAGUGAGCUGCCGAGGCACCUUCGGAGACGCCUCCUCGCGGGACCUCCCUCCUCCAUCUUCUCCCGGAGCGCACGCUUCUGAGUUCAGGCCAGGUGAAGUGCCCUUACCUGCUCUACUUCAGACUCCGUCCCAGGAACUUGAGGUCCAAGAGCAGCAGUGAAGAUGUCUAAUGAGCCACCCCCUCCCUAUCCUGGGGGCCCGACAGCCCCCCUUCUAGAGGAGAAAAGUGGAACACCCUCCACCCCAGGCCGUGCCUCCCCGGCAGUGGUGCAGCCCCCACCGGGCAUGCCUCUGCCCCCAGCUGACAUUGGGCCCCCACCCUACGAACCACCCAACCACCCAGUGCUCCAGCCUGGCUUUGUCCCCCCACAUGUGAAUGCAGAUGGUGCCUACGUGCCUCCAGGUUUCUAUCCACCUCCAGGCCCCCACGCACCCAUGGGCUACUACCCUCCUGGGCCCUAUCCUCCUGGGCCCUACCCUGGCCCUGGAGGCCACGCUGCCACCGUCCUAGUCCCUUCAGGGGCCGCCACCACAGUGACGGUGCUGCAGGGUGAGAUCUUCGAGGGCGCGCCUGUGCAGACAGUGUGUCCACAUUGCCAGCAGGCUGUCACCACCAAGAUUUCCUACGAGAUCGGCCUGAUGAACUUUGUGCUGGGCUUCUUCUGCUGCUUCAUGGGAUGUGACCUGGGCUGCUGCUUGAUCCCCUGCCUCAUCAACGACUUUAAGGACGUGACCCACACGUGCCCCAACUGCAAAGCCUACAUCUACACGUACAAGCGCCUAUGCUAACUGAGCCCGACUCCCGCCUGCCUGUCUGGUGCUCGUGCUUCCUUUGCCUUUUGCUCAUGGCCGCCUCUCCUCCUGCUGGGCCAGAAGCCACUGUGCCGCUCCCCAGAAGUCUGUGCUCUUCACCUUGUCCUACCCCAGCUUCUGACUGCUGGCAAAACUGCUGCCUGUGGGCCAGGCCGGCGGGUGCCAGGCUGAGAGCUACAGCCCUGCAUGCCUGGUUGGCUGGUGGCCAACUGGAUAGUCUGGGAAGGGUCUGUUCCGCUCAGUCUCUCCACCGUGGUCCUUGCACCCUCCCCCCACUUCUCCCCUUCCAUGCCCGAGGUGUAGGCUCAGUCCAACCCUCCCAAGGACCCAGCAGCCAGAGCAGCAGCUGCUCACACAGCCUGGGACCACCUGGAGCCUGGCACAGCCCUGGCCUGCUGGGCUACUUGGAAUCGGUGGGCCCGAGCAUGGAGCGCCUCUGGUUUGUGUCUGGGUGUGAAGAGCAGCAGAAAUGGCAGCAGCUCUGGCCCCCAGACUCUCAGGUAAUGAAACUUGGUCCCCCAGGAGGGUUGAAGACAGCACCCUGCAGGCCCUGGUGAAUGAAUGGAGCCCUAGCUAGCCAAGGGGCUUGUACCUUUGUCUCCAACCCCAGCCCCCUGGAGUCAGUGUGCAGACCCCAUCCUGGCCAGGCCGCUCUGGACCCCAAGUUUGCUGAGACAGAGCAAUCUGUGCAUCUUGCACGCGCCAUCGCCAAGGUCUCCAGUGCAGACUGACCCUGGUGGCUGGCGUGUCCCCACUGCAGGAGAGCAGAGGACCCUGGUGGACAGCAGCAAUCUAUUACCCUUACCCCCCCCACCGUUUGUGUUCUCCUGAGGUCUGUAAACUGCUCAAGCCCCGCUGUUGCAUGGCCCUGUCAACUGAGUCGUGGCCGGCCUCAAUGUGUGGUUUCUCAUUAAACCGGCCCUGCAUCAGCUGCA